Messenger RNA from Acanthopagrus latus (yellowfin seabream), 3034 nucleotides. RefSeq lists its product as uncharacterized. The record is from RefSeq and is a predicted model, not a curated record. Bases 65 to 3034 code for a protein of 989 amino acids. Lineage: Eukaryota; Metazoa; Chordata; Actinopteri; Spariformes; Sparidae. The transcript has 18 exons. Gene Ontology annotation, biological process: xenobiotic metabolic process. Gene Ontology annotation, cellular component: cytoplasm; intracellular membrane-bounded organelle. Gene Ontology annotation, molecular function: iron ion binding; oxidoreductase activity, acting on paired donors, with incorporation or reduction of molecular oxygen, reduced flavin or flavoprotein as one donor, and incorporation of one atom of oxygen; heme binding.
UCCCCUCUGCAGGAACACACAGUGAUUUUACAGAGGGUUUUUUUUUUUUUGAAAGACCCUCAUCAUGAUCUUUCAAGCAAUUUUUGAGUGUAUGGACUUUACCAGUUGGCUGUUGCUCGGUUUUGUGGUGCUACUUUUGACGGAUGUGGUCAGAAACUGGAGGCCACACAACUUUCCACCUGGACCUCUGGCCGUGCCUUUUCUGGGAAAUGUCUUCACCGGAGUUGACUUCAAAUCUCUGGAGAGGCUUGCUAAGGAGUACGGUCCAGUGUUCAGCCUGAGGAGGGGCAGCCAGAGGAUGGUGUUUAUCUCAGGAUACAAGAUGGUCAAAGAGGCUCUUGUUAACCAGCUGGACAGCUUCAUGGAUCGACCGAUCGUCCCUCUCUUUCACGUCAUCUUCAAGGGCCUCGGCAUAGCUCUGAGCAAUGGUUACCUGUGGAAGAAGCAGAGGAAGUUCGCCAACACGCACCUGCGUUACUUUGGAGAGGGUCAGAGGUCAAUGGAGAAAUGUAUUGAAGUGGAAAGCAACUUCCUCUGUGAAGCUUUCAAAGAGGAACAAGGGAGGCCGUUCAAUCCCCAAUACAUUUUAACGAAUGCGGUGUCCAACAUCAUCUCGUCGGUGGUCUUCGGACAUCGAUUUGAAUACAGUGAUAAAACCUUCCGCAAGAUUCUGGAGUUGGACAACGAGGCCAUUGUGCUCGCUGGCUCCGCUCAGACUCAGCUGUACGAUGCCUUCCCUGGCUUGCUGCACUACCUGCCAGGACCUCACCAGACCGUCCAUGCCAACUACCGUGAGAUCAUAGCUUUCCUGAAAGCGGAAGUGGAGAGGCACCAAGAGGAGAGGAACCCCGAUGACCCCCGUGAUUAUAUCGAUGUGUACCUGGGAGAGAUGGAAAAGAAAAAGGAGGAUCCCCAGGCUGGCUUCAACAUUGAAACCCUUCUGAUUUGCACCCUGGACCUGAUUGAGGCUGGUACAGAAUCAGCUGCCAACACUUUACGCUGGGGCAUCGUAUUCAUGUUGAACUACCCAGAGAUACAGCAGAAGGUCCAGGCGGAGAUCGACAGAGUGAUCGGGCAGUCUCGUCCGCCCAACAUGACCGACAGACCCAAGCUGCCUUACACGGACGCUGUCAUCCACGAGAUUCAAAGGAUGGGAAAUAUUGUUCCCCUGGGAUUCCCUAAAAUGGCCAGUAAAGACACUACACUGGGAGGGUACUUCAUACCAAAGGGCACUCCUAUCACCACCAUGCUUGCAACUGUGCUGUUUGAUAAGGAUGAGUGGGCGACUCCAGAUGUCUUCAAUCCUGAGCAUUUCUUGGAUUCAGAGGGCCAGUUUCGCCGAAGAGAUGCCUUCUUGCCGUUUUCUGCAGGUAAGCGCGUGUGUUUAGGGGAGCACCUGGCCAGAAUGGAGCUGUUCCUUUUCUUCACAUGUCUCCUCCAGCGCUUCACCCUCUCGCCUGCUCCUGGAGAGAUGCCCAGCUUGGAGGGCGUGCUGGGCUUCACCUAUUCCCCUCAGGCGUUCAGGGUUGUGGCUUCCAAGAUGUGGCUGUAUAACUUUCUGCUCGGUCUCGACCUCAAGGGGCUCUUCUUGUUUCUUUUUGUUUUCAUCUUGAUUGCGGACUUCCUCAAAAACAGGAAUCCUCCAAAUUUUCCACCAGGACCGCUUUCUCUGCCUAUUGUGGGGAACAUGUUCAGCGUGGACAGUAAACAUCCACACAAGUAUUUUACCAAGCUGGCUGACACCUUUGGGAGUGUGUUCAGCGUUCGCCUCGGCAGUGAUAAGAUGGUGUUUGCAUGUGGGUACAAGAUGGUGAAGGAAGCCAUUGUGACACAAGCCGACAACUUUGCGGAUCGACCACACAACGCAGUGACUGAGAGAUUUUACUCAGGAACCCGAAACGGUCUGUUCAUGAGCAAUGGUGAAAGAUGGAAGAAACAGCGACGCUUCGCCUUGACUACCUUACGUAACUUUGGCUUGGGCAAAAACACCGUGGAGCAGUGCAUCUGUGAGGAGAUCCGACACCUGCAGGAGGAGAUAGAGAAGGAGAAAGGUGAACUGUUCGGCCCAGCAGGCCUCUUCAACAACGCCGUGUCCAACAUCAUUUGUCAGCUGGUGAUGGGGAAACGGUUUGACUACAGCGACCACAGAUUCCAGGUCAUGCUGAAGUAUCUGGGUGAAGUUCUUCAGCUGGAGGGCUCCAUAUGGGGUCUGCUGUAUAAUGCAUUCCCUGGAGUGAUGAAGCACAUGCCAGGUCCUCACAACAAAAUGUUCAGCCAGUUCAACACAGUCCUGGACUUCAUUACUGAGGAAGUGGAGCUUCACAAGAAGGACCUGGACCGCAACAAUCCCCGGGACUACAUUGACUCUUUCAUCAUUGAAUUGGAGAAACACAAAGAGUCUGACCUGGGCUUCACUGAGACCAAUCUGGCUAUGUGCUCUGCGGAUCUGUUCUUAGCCGGGACGGAGACAACCUCCACCACUUUGCUGUGGGCUUUGAUAUACCUUAUCAAAAACCCUGAUGUCCAGGAGAAAGUCCACGCGGAGAUAGACAGAGUGAUCGGACAGAACCGCCUUCCCACUAUGUCAGACAGACCCAACCUGCCCUACACUGACGCUGUCAUCCACGAGAUCCAGAGGAUCGCAAACAUUGUUCCUCUCAAUGGACUCAGAAUGGCCACCAAGGACACGACACUGGGCGGUUACUUCAUACCCAAGGGUACGUCCCUGAUGCCCGUUCUGACCUCUGUGCUGUUCGACAAAGACGAAUGGGAGACUCCAGACAAGUUCAACCCUGGACACUUCCUAGACGCUGAGGGAAAGUUUGUGAAGAAAGAAGCUCUCCUGCCUUUCUCUGCAGGGAAACGUGUGUGUCUCGGAGAAGGCCUCGCCAAGAUGGAGCUGUUCCUGUUUUUGGUUGGUUUACUACAGAAGUUCUCCUUCUCCGUUCCUGAUGGUGUAGAGCUGAGUACAGAAGGAAUCAGUGGAACUACACGUGUACCACACCCCUACAAAGUUUACGCCAAGGCUCGCUGA